Messenger RNA from Populus euphratica (Euphrates poplar), 1572 nucleotides. RefSeq names its product 26S proteasome non-ATPase regulatory subunit 6 homolog. The record is from RefSeq and is a predicted model, not a curated record. NCBI's taxonomy places the organism in Eukaryota, Viridiplantae, Streptophyta, Magnoliopsida, Malpighiales, Salicaceae. Gene Ontology annotation, molecular function: protein binding. The coding region runs from base 126 to 1286 and encodes 386 amino acids. Gene Ontology annotation, biological process: proteasome-mediated ubiquitin-dependent protein catabolic process. The transcript has 8 exons.
AAAUUCUUAAUUUUAUCCCUUUCUACACUCUCUCGCUUACUCCUUGCUCAAGCAAACCCCCCUCCCCUUUCGAAAAAAAAUCUCAAGAAACCCAACUCGCCGAAUCUCCACCGAUACAAUUCACAAUGGAAAACCAAGAGGGAACUCAGCAACCGCAUCUCGUCCUGGCUCACAAGCUGUUCCUUUUGACCCACCAUGACGUCCAAGAUAUCGAGAAGGUCCGCUUGAAGGAGGAGGUUUUGACCGCUAUCAAAUCUGACGAUAUGGUUCCUUUGUACGAAACCCUAGUGGCGGAGUCAUUGCUAGAGAGAGAUCAGAGUCUUUUGGAUUCAAUGCGAGUUAAGAAUGAAGAAGAGCUUAACAAGCUCGAUGAGAAGAUUGCUGAUGCUGAAGAAAAUUUAGGUGAAAGUGAAGUUCGAGAAGCUCAUUUAGCUAAGUCCUUGUUCUACAUUCGGAUUGGUGACAAGGAUAAAGCAUUGGAACAACUCAAGGUGACAGAAGGCAAAACAGUUGCAGUUGGGCAAAGGAUGGACUUGGUGUUCUAUACUUUACAGCUUGCAUUUUUCUACAUGGAUUUUGAUCUCAUUUCCAAGAGCAUUGACAAAGCAAAGAACUUGUUUGAAGAGGGAGGUGAUUGGGAAAGGAAGAACCGUUUAAAGGUUUAUGAAGGCUUGUAUUGCUUGUCCACUAGAAAUUUCAAGAAGGCAGCCGAUUUAUUUUUAGAUUCUAUUUCAACCUUCACUACAUAUGAACUUUUCCCAUAUGACACCUUCAUAUUUUAUACUGUCCUUACAAGCAUUAUAUCACUGGAUAGAGUUUCCCUCAAGCAAAAGGUGGUGGAUGCUCCUGAGAUCUUGACAGUGAUUGGGAAAAUCCCACAUCUUUCAGAGUUUUUGAACUCUCUGUAUGAUUGCCAAUAUAAAUCAUUUUUCUCGGCAUUUGCUGGCCUGACCGAGCAAAUUAAACUGGACCGCUAUUUGCAUCCACAUUUCCGAUAUUACAUGAGGGAGGUCAGAACUGUUGUCUAUUCCCAGUUCUUGGAAUCCUAUAAGAGUGUUACCAUUGAAGCAAUGGCCAAGGCUUUUGGGGUGACAGUGGAGUUCAUUGAUCUGGAACUAUCACGUUUUAUUGCAGCAGGGAAGCUCCACUGCAAGAUUGAUAAGGUUGCGGGUGUUCUUGAAACCAACCGCCCUGAUGCAAAGAACGCUCUCUACCAAGCAACUAUCAAGCAAGGGGACUUCUUAUUAAACCGGAUCCAGAAGCUGUCACGUGUGAUUGAUCUUUGAAGUAGGUAGCCAUUUGUUGUGAUUCAGAAAUGAUUCUAAAAUUCGAGAAUCCCAAAGAAAGAUGGGGCAUAGGGAUUUUAUGCUGGAUGUUUCCUAGUUGAAAGGCGUUUUAUUUGUUUCUUUGCCUGAGUACUAUUAAGAAUCUAUGAUUGCUGAUCAUGUGUCUUAGUUUUUAGUUUCUGAAUUGAAUUCCUUUUCUGGUGCUAAUUUUGUCAGUUGGGAGGUUAUCCUUUUGCAGCCUGAGCUGCAUCCUCUGAUAAUGAACACUAGUGAAAAAUUACCUCAA